Closterium sp. Yama58-4 is the source of this 5508-nucleotide messenger RNA. The record is from the annotation of a GenBank genome assembly. Lineage: Eukaryota; Viridiplantae; Streptophyta; Zygnematophyceae; Desmidiales; Closteriaceae.
AUGAUUGGCUGGCGACGGAGCGGCGAUCAGGCGAGCGACGCUGCCCGCGGUAACGCAGGAUCGCAACGGCAAGAGGAGCCUGCGCGCGGGGGGGAGGACGAGAGGGCGGAGCUCAGCCUAGCUGACGGCAUGGCGGAUGCUGCUGGCGGCCCGCCCUUGGAGCUGGUUCAUGUCGACGCGUUGAGCGCAAUCAACGUGGUCGAUGACGCCGACGCCCCUCCCCCCACCGCCGCACCACCCACUGACGCCCCUUUUACCACCUCCACACCGUUCCAAACCCCUACUGUCGCACCAACGCCCUUCCACACACCUGCUGUUGCGCCAACGCCCUUCCACACCCCUGGGGGAUUUAAACCCGCUCCUGGCGGCUCAAACCCCACUUCCAACGGCAUGAAAUCCACGCCGUUCCACACCCCUGGCACGGCAGCAGCAGCAGCAGCGCCUGUCACGCCGUUCUUUGACGCAGCACGCACCUUCGCCGCUCCUUCCAAAGGCGCUGAUAUGACGCUGCCGUCCGGAAGGGGUGGUAGGGGUUCUGCUGGAAAGGGGUUGACUGGCGGAGAUCCGGGAUCUAGAUUUGCCACGCCGGUUACCAGUGGUUGGGCGUCGCCUGCUGACGUGGAUGCCGGUGAUGCUGACGAGGACGAGGAGUUUCACACGCCAGAUGGCGGGGCGUCCCCAGUGGAUAUCGCAAAGGCGUACAUGAGAGGCGACCUCCGCGCUUCCGCCAAGCGAGCUCGCGACGAUGACGAGGCAGAUGCUGAUUGGCUGAGGGGAUCCGAGUCAGUGUCAGCACGACGAAUUCGCCCUCGUGCCUCCCACCAGUCCAACCGCCUCGCCCUGGUAUCCUUCCCCCCCGGCCCCACCUCUUUCCCCGGUCCUAUCACAAGGCAUUCAGAUUCCGUCUUGGGGGUUUUAGCUCCCCCUCCCCUCCCUCCCCCUGCACUCUUUUCUGCUGGGGCCGGAAGUUUUCUCCCCUCUGCCCGGCUUCGCGGGCAGGCUGCCCGCUCCCACGCGUUUGCCUCUCGUAACAGCAGCGGCGGGCAGCGCCUGCUGCCCGGAGAACUGCCCGGGUUUUCUCUGGGCGCUAAGAAGGGCGCAUGGGAUAAGGCGUUUGAAGGGGUGGGAGACGGUGGAGAGCUGUUCCCGGAAAGGGAUACGUUUGGGUUGUUCGGGCGUAAGGGGUCAGGCAGAGAGGGGAGUAGGCCGUUAGAGCAAGACAGGCGCCGGCAGGGACUAGAGCAGGGGCAGCAGGGGCAGAGGCAGGGGCGGGAGGGGCAGCAGCGGGCAGGGCAGCAGCAGGGACAGGAUGUACUCUCUGGGAUGAGCCUUGCCCCUGGCAAGUCGCUAGAAACGGCUCAAAAGAUCCUCGCCAAGCUGGAGGAUAUCAGAGGCGCGGGGGCGCAGGGGGGGAUGCGCGCAGGCGGGGGAACGGGCACAGGGUCUGGAGCAGGUAUGGGAUCAGGUUCGGUCUGGGGCGUGGGCACAGGUGCUGCUGGCGGUGCAAGCACCGGGGUUGGUGAGGGGACGGGAGGGAGCAGGACGGCAGGGGCAGAGAGAGAGCAGUUAACGGUGAGAGAGAAGCAAGCAGAGGGGAAGUUAGCAGCCGCAGGGGCAGGUGCAGGUGCAGGUGCAGGUUUAGGUGCAGUUUCAGGUGCAGUUUCAGGUGCGGGGGCAGGUAUAAGUGUAGCAGCAGGGGCAGGUGCAGGUGCCACCACUAGGACUAGAGGAGAAGAGGAGAAGAAGCCUUUUGCCACGUCAUCUGAUGAGCCAACCAUUGUGAUUCAGCCACGUGGAUCCCCUGGUGCCACGUCAGCAGGAGCGGGUGCUGAUGUUGGUGCAGGGUUCACUGGGGGUUUCUCAUUCCAUGGCACAGGGGCAGCCGCGGCAGGCUCGGCGUUCCCGUCUGCAGGUUUGGCAACUCCGAAGCUGUUUGGUUCGGGCAGCUUUUCCAAGUCCCAGGCCUCUCCACCUGGAGCUGGGUCGGGCGAGAAGAAGAGUGCAGGGACUGCCGAGCCUAAGUUCAGCUUCGGCAGCAAGCCAGGCUCGGCAGCAGGUCUUGAUUUCAGUCAAGUGGUUGGAAAGACGGCAGCAGCAGGUCCGGAUUUCAGUCAAGAGGUUCCAAAGUUUGGAUUCCGCUCUCCUGCACUAUCCUUCGGCGCUACUGCUGCUGCCACAGCGUUUCAGCCGCCCUCCUCCCCGCCCUCCCCACUCACUCCCGUCGCUUUUUCAUUUGGAUCCCCUGCUGCCACUGCCACCACUACUGCCACCACUGGCACCGCUGCUACUGGCGCUUUUACACCCGGUGAUAAGCUGCAAGGGCUGGGGAAACAAGGCCAAGUGCCCAAGGCCCUCUUUGCCACGUCCUCCCCUUUCUCCUCGUCCGUGGCUCCUAGCUUCGGGGGUGGGAAAGGUUCCACCGAUGCUGGAACAGGCGCAGGCACGGGAUUCGGCACAGGAACGGGAACAGGGACGGGAACAGGGUCGGGAUCAGGCAUGGGGGUAUCAGGUUCGGAGGGGACGAAAGCGGCGAGUGCUGCUCCGGUGUUUGCAUUUGGUGCUUCUGCCACACCUGCCACCGCACCAGCCAAUAGUGGCUUUGCCUUUGGUGCGUCCGCCACACCUGCCACCGCACCAGACAAUAGUGGCUUUGCCUUUGGUGCGUCCGCCACACCUGCCACCGCACCACCUAAGAGUGGCUUCGCGUUUGGUGCCUCUGCCACACCCGCCACUGCACCAGGUAAAAGUGGCUUCGCCUUUGGUGCUGCCCCUGCCGCUCCAGUUUUUGGAUCGAGCAGCCCUGCUGCUGCUGCUGCUGCUAAUGCUGCUGCUGCUGCUGCUGCUGCUGGUGGUGCUGGCGGUGGCACUGCUGCUCCUUCGUUUGCAGCGUCACCGUUUGCGUUUGGAGGGAGGAGCAGCACGGGAGGAGCAGAGGCGAAGGGCGACGCUGCAGAGGCAGCAGCAGGCGGAGGGGACAAGGAAGACGAUGAGGGAAGUGAGAGGAUACAAUCUGACCGGCCAAAGAAGCGAGGCGGUGGUGGUGGUGGUGGUUUUGGCAGUGGUGGUGGUGGUGGUGGUGCUUCUGAUUGGAAAGCUGCUGGUAGCCCUUUUGCUACUGCUGAUGGUGAAGGGGGUGCGUUCCCUAACCCGUUUGUAAAGCGGCCAAUGGUGAAGAAGGACGAGAAGACGCCGAAGAAGAGCAAGAGCGAGGCGGCGGGCGAGGAGGUCGAGAAGACGCCGAAGCGGAAAAAGAGCGACGCGACGGCGACGGAAGCGGCGACGGCGAGCGGCGGCGAGCGGUCGACGAAGAAGAAAAAGUCGGACGCCGCCGCGAGCGACGGCGCGACGCCGAAGAAAUUGAAGAAGAAGGAGAAGGAGGGGGGCGAGAAGGGGGGGAAGGGGGAGAAGGACGCGGCGGCGGCGGCGGCGGCGGCGGCGGCGCUCAAGUGGCGGAACGUGUGCGCCAUCGCGAAGCCGCUGGCGGACCCGCCGUUCAACCAGAAAGUGCUGCAGCUCGUCAAAAAAGCGGCGAAGCACAAGGGGUACCUGCGGCGAGGCGUCAAGGAGGUCGCUAAGGCCGUGCGCAAGGGCGAAAAGGGUGUAUGUGUGUUGGGAGGAGACGUGUCACCCAUCGAUGUCAUCUCGCAUCUCCCUAUCGUGUGCGAAGAGGCCAACAUUCCCUACACCUACGUGCCCAGCCGUGCGGACUUGGCCGCGGCGGUCGCGGCGGCAGUAACGCUUUCGAGGGCACCGCGACUCGCAGUCGUCGUCAAAGCCAGCACAGGCGCAAUGGACGGGGCGAACAGGCGCCUCGAGAAUGCCGACGCGGCGGGGGAUCUACUGGCGACGGACCUGGCCCUCACGCUGACGCCGCCCGUCGGCGCGGCUUCCAGGAGAGGAGACGCGGCGGCCUCUUUGCGAGACGCCACUUCGCGAGGCGCUCACGAAGCGGUGCUUUCUCGAAGCGCGUCAAACACGAGGCCAGCGGCGGCGGCAGAGGCGGCGAACGCGCACUGCGCGCAGCUGGAAAGGUUCCCCACGUCGAGCAGCCGAACGCGCAGUCCGCCGCCUGGAGGGGGAGGUUCCGUCGUGGCCACCUUGGGAAUGUCGCUGGAUAAUACUACCGCCGAUGCUAACCGCCCCGUCAAAGCUCCCCCCGAGGCUCUUCAACAGGUUCGGCAGCAGCAGCAGCAGCAGCAGCACCCAGAGCAUCUGCAGGAGUACCAGCUACAGGAGAUUCUGUUCCGCUCGCGGCCGUUUUCCCCGUCUCUUCUUGCGGAGACAGCAGCCCGGUUCUCGCCACGUCAGACAAACGACGCGUCUCUUAUUCGCGGUGCGGCGACAAAUCGUGCUCCUAAUAACGCAGUCCGGGCAUCAUCUACGCGACCGCCGCUUUUUUUUGUCGCACCAAGCGGAGCUCGAGCUCUCUUUUCUGCGUCGCCCGAUUCGCCAGGCGGCUCCAACAUUCCGCCAGCGCCGCCGCCAACGGCGCCGUUGACGUACGAUGCAGCAGCGGUGGUGGUGGAUUCCGUUGCGCAGUUUCUCCGCAGCCUCGGCGCGCCCGCAUUUUCCGCCCUCCCUGGAGCUUCCCCCGCGACUACCGCACCGUUCUCCGCUCCCCCUCUUCCCCUUGCCAGAGACUCCGCACCCGCAGUUCCUUCCGCUCCGCUCGCUCCCCAAACAUCAACACCUUCCGCCUCCUUCGCCGACGCGAGCGCUGGGUCCGCAGGAGAGCUUGCGCUGGCGCGGCUUUUGGGUACGCCAGGUUUGAAUGCAGGGGCUCCGGAAAGCCUCGCGCUGCUGGCGCGGCUCUGGGGCGCGGGAGGACCUGCCGCAGCGCCGCUCGCGCAAAAUAUGAGUGCGAAAUCGCCAGGAGAAGGGGGAAAUGGCGACGGAGAACUUGCCAUUGGCGCAGAGGGGGGACAUUUUGCGCUCCGGGUAGGUAGUAGAGAAACGGGGAAGGGAAUGGAUAACGAUGACGGGGAAAUGGCGGCAGCGCAAACAAGGGGGGCGAAUUUUGUAGGCGGAGGGGCGGAAGGGAAACGCGCAAAUGCAGAUGCUAUUGCAGGGACAGAAUUCGAUCGGUUGAGAUCGGUGGGUGGUGCACAUCUAGGGGGAGAAGGGGGAAAGGGAGAAAGGGGAGAGCAGGGGGGAGCGGGUGAGAAGGGAGCUGGAGGAGCAGAAGGGGGAGAGGAGGGGGAAGCAGAGUCGGCGGAAGGAGGGGAAGAUGGCGAGGGAAAUGGGAACAAGAGGAAGAUGCGGCUAACACAGGAGCAGCAGAGCACAAUGGAAGCAGUAUUCAGAAAAACCCCGAGGCUCACUCCCAGGGAAAAGAGCGCAUUAGCAGGGCAGCUGGGCGUGCGGGUGAGGCAGGUGGAGGUGUGGUUUCAGAACCGCAGGGCGCGCACCAAGGUGAAGGAUACUGAGGUGGAGCUGGACGGCUUGAGGCGGCGCUGCCAGACACUAGCUGACGAGAAUCACCGCCUCAGGGAGAGGCUCGCGAGGUGA